Rubroshorea leprosula is the source of this 555-nucleotide messenger RNA. Lineage: Eukaryota; Viridiplantae; Streptophyta; Magnoliopsida; Malvales; Dipterocarpaceae. The record is from the annotation of a GenBank genome assembly.
AUAUGUAAACCAUCAGAUAAACAGGGGAUUUUGUGAUAUCUUUUUUUUUUUGGUGGUGCAUGGAUCAAAAGAAAGAAGUAGAGAUUAGGAGAGAGAAUCCAGUUGUGACCAAGACCAAGCUAAUAGUCAUGACUGAGGGAGGGAUUAUGAUCAAAGGAGCAGAGACCGUGACAGGUACAAUGAUCGAGAAUGUGGUAGGGAUUAUGAGCACCCUUGGACUUAUGAUUCUAGAAGUCGCACAGGUCACAUUCAAGGUCUAAGGAGCAUUCCAGGGAUUAUGAUUGUCACAGGUACUUUUUUCUCUUUGUUUAUGGUUUUUUAAAGUUCAUUUUCACAUGGACUUGUGAAUGAGUCUCCUGCCAUUAUUGGUUCAUUUUGUAAUUCCAUAUGUGUUUGUUUACAUGUCAAAUUGAUGCAUGUUUGGAUUAUAUGUUUGCUUCUUAUCAUAUUCUUCACUCAACUACCUGUAGGUAAUUUCAUUAUUUUCAAAAAGAUCUAACUACCUUAGGUAAGUUUUAUCAAAGUGGAAAUGUGGAAUAGAGGGUAUAGGUUAGA